Messenger RNA from Oncorhynchus masou masou (cherry salmon), 2196 nucleotides. Its product is annotated as phosphatidylinositol-glycan biosynthesis class F protein-like. Lineage: Eukaryota; Metazoa; Chordata; Actinopteri; Salmoniformes; Salmonidae. Gene Ontology annotation, biological process: GPI anchor biosynthetic process. The record is from RefSeq and is a predicted model, not a curated record. The transcript has 6 exons. Gene Ontology annotation, cellular component: endoplasmic reticulum membrane. Bases 289 to 948 code for a protein of 219 amino acids.
UCAGUCAAUGUAAGCGUCCAACCUUGCGCGGCUGAAUGUUUACGGAAGGGAGUCUGAUGAAUGACCACCACAAUAUCGGUGUGAAAUCUUGAAAAACAGCCACGCAGGCCUCUCGUUGACUUGUCUCAUUUAGAAUAGUAAACUCCUGUAUUAUUUCGAAGGAUACAGCUAGCUAGGCUACAAAGGCCGUAGCUAGCUAGACAGCAAAACUUGACUCAACGUCAUAUCUCAGUACGAGGAAGGGGUUCUCAAGUACAGGUAGUCCUCACCAGACCUCUCUCCAGCACCAUGUGGGACGAGGAGAUCAGACAUAUGGCGUCCAGCCACGCCAUCAUGGCAUCGGGGGUAUUUAUGGCGACAGUGGUGCCGGCGGUGCUAGUGCCGGGUUUCUCUGUAUAUGGGACACACCUGCUGUGGCAGUACUCUGUUGCCGGGGUUAUCGCUGUGGUCAACAUCUCCCUGUUCUGGCUGCUGGGGGCCAGCACCCCUACCAAGAAACACACUAUCACCUACAAGUUGUCUAGGUUGGUGCGUUCCUGUCUCUACUUGCUCCUCUCCUGUCUGUUCUUCCACACUGUAGUGGUCCUGUAUGGAGCACCGUUACUGGAGUCUGCGUUGGAGACGUUCUCUCUGGCGGUGUUGUUGACCAGUCUAACCACUCUGAGGUGUGUGUGUAUCCUCGGGCCCAACGUCCAAGCCUGGAUAAGAGUCUUCAGCCGACAUGGGGCCAUGUCGGUGUGGGACACUUCUCUACAGAUAGUGGUCGGCUGCAGUGUUGUGGGAGCCUGGCUGGGAGCCUUCCCUAUCCCUUUGGACUGGGACCGACCCUGGCAGGUGUGGCCUGUGUCCUGCAGUCUGGGUGGAGUGAUUGGUUACCUGACUGGGCUAGUCGUCGCCCCCGCCUGGAUACACUGGCACCGGAAACACCUCACCUACAAGAGCAAGUGAUGGACAGGGAGGGAGGGAGUGUGGGUGGGUGUGAGAGAGUAUGUAUGUAUGUAUGUAUGUAUGUAUGUUGUAUUUUUUAUUUAUUUUAACUAGGCAAAAACAGUAUAAAUAAUAAUAAAUAUAAACACAACACUACAUAAAGAGAGACCUAAGACAACAACAUAGCAAGGCAGCAACACAUGACAACACAACAUGGUAGCAACAUAACAACAACAUGGUAGCAACACAACAUGGUAGCAGCACAAAACAUGGUACAAACAUUAUUGGGCACAGUCAACAGCACAAAGGUCAAGAAGGUAGAGACAACAAUACAUCACACAAAGCAGCCACAACUGUCAGUAAGAGUGUCCAUGACUGAGUCUUUGAAUGAAGAGAUUGAGAUAACUGUCCAGUUUGAGUGUUUGUUGCAGCUCGUUCCAGUCGCUCGCUGCAGCGAACUGAAAAGAGGAGCGACCCAGGGAUGUGUGUGCUUUGGGGACUUUUAAUAGAAUGUGAUUGGCAGAACUGGUAUUGUAUGUGGAUGAUGUGGGCUGCAGCAGUUAUCUCAGAUAGGGGGGAGUGAGGCCUAAGAGGGUUUUAUAAAUUAACAUCAAACAGUGGGUCUUGCGAUUGGUAUACAGAGAUGACCAGUUUACAGAGGAGUAUCGAGUGCAGUGAUGUGUCCUAUAAGGAGCAUUGGUGGCAAAUCUGAUGGCCGAAUGAUAAAGAACAUCUAGCCGCUCGAGAUCACCCUUACCUGUUGAUCUAUAAAGUAUGUUUCCGUAAUCUAGCAUGGGUAGGAUGGUCAUCUGAAUCAGGGUUAGUUUGGCAGCUGGGGUGAAAGAGGAGCGAUUACGAUAGAGGAAACCAAGUCUAUAUUUAACUUUAGCCUGCAGCUUUGAUAUGUACUGAGAGAUGGACAGUGCACUGUCUAUCCAUACUCCCAAGUACUAUGUAUGUGUAGUGUAUGUAUGUGUAUUGUAUGUAUGUGCAUUAUAUAUUGGGGUGAAAGAGUGAUAUUGUAUGUGUGUGUAUUGUAUAUGUGUAUUGUGUAUGGAAGUGUGUAUUGUAUAUAUGUGCAUGCUUGUUAUGUUACUCCUCCAGGCUGCUGUCAAAUUAUCCUAGUAGUAAUCCUGCUGUAUUCCUUUGGUAUUGAAUAUUUAUUGGGCUGUUGGUGGACAGGCCCUCUCCUGUAAAAUAUGAUGUUGCCAUGUAAAAAUAUUCCAGAUUUCCUCUUUUUUUGACAAAUAAAGUCUUAGUUUCUUUUUA